AUGAAUGUUGAUGACCGAAUAAAUUUGGGUUUUGAGAAUAAUAUUGGUGAGGAAACCAUUAGACAUCUGCAUAAUCCAGAAAUACAAAUAGAAUUUGAAGGCAUAAAUGUUAAUGACAAAAUAAAUUUGGCUUUAGAGGUGAAUAAUAUAGACGAGACUAUUGAAAAGAAGAAUUUAGAAGACAAUGUUGAGAGCAAAAAUCUUGUUGAGGGUGGUGAAAUGAUUCGUGGGGAGAAUAUUAGGGAGGGGAAUAUUGUAGACAAGGUGGUUGGAGACAACAUAGGUAAGAGCUCAAUUGUUACACCAAAACACAAUCCAAAAGGUAUAUCUAUUGAUUUUUUCCCUUGGUCUGAUUCAUUCACAGAAAAAAAUGGAUGA
Lactuca saligna is the source of this 378-nucleotide messenger RNA. The record is from the annotation of a GenBank genome assembly. Lineage: Eukaryota; Viridiplantae; Streptophyta; Magnoliopsida; Asterales; Asteraceae.